Molecule: messenger RNA, 2642 nt
Organism: Salarias fasciatus (jewelled blenny)
Lineage: Eukaryota; Metazoa; Chordata; Actinopteri; Blenniiformes; Blenniidae
Product: protein HID1-like
Exons: 19
Coding region: 84-2519 (811 amino acids)
Cellular component (GO): membrane; Golgi medial cisterna; Golgi trans cisterna
Source: RefSeq, a predicted model, not a curated record
GAGGAUGAAGAUGAAGAUGAGGAGGUGGGGGCCGGGGGCCGUCCUCUCCUCUCACGGUCCCGGCGGGCUGCAGCGGACUCAACAUGGGGAACGCGGACUCGAAGCUUCACUUCAGGAAGGCGGUGAUCCAGCUGACGACCCGGACUCAGCCGGUGGAGGCCUCAGAUAACGUGUUCUGGGAUCAGUUCUGGUCCGACCCGUCCACCACCGUCCAGGACGUCUUCGCUCUGGUGCCGGCGGCCGAGAUCCGGGCCGUCAGAGAGGAGUCUCCGUCCAACCUGGCAACCCUCUGCUACAAGGCGGUGGAGCGUCUGGUCCGGGCCGCCGACUCGGGCUGCAGCUCGGAUCGGGACCGGGGCGUGGUUCUGAACUGCACCCGCCUGCUGACCCGCAUCCUGCCCUACAUCUUCGAGGACGCCGACUGGAGGGGCUUCUUCUGGUCCACGGUGCCCGGGGCCGGCCGAGCGCGGCGUCUGGACGGAGACGUGGAGGACGGAGACGCCCGUCCCCUGGCGGAGUCCCUGCUGCUGGCCGUCUCCGACCUGCUGUUCUGUCCAGACUUCACCAUCCAGAGGAGGAGCGGCGCGGACUCCAGUGAGGACGUCCAGUCCAUCGACAGCUGUGAGUUCAUCUGGGAGGUGGGCGUCGGCUUCGCUCAGGCUCCGCCCCCUAACUCCGCCCACGACAUGAACCGGACGGAGCUGCUGAAGCUGCUGCUCACCUGCUUCUCUGAGGCCAUGUACCUGCCGCCGUCCGGGAACCGAACCCUCAACCCCUGGGUCUGCUUCUUCUGCUCGCCGGAGAACAGGCACGCCCUGCCCCUGUUCACCUCGCUGCUGAACGUGGUGUGUGCCUACGAUCCGGUUGGCCUUGGGAUCCCGUACAACCACCUGCUGUUCUGGGACCGCAGGGAGCAGCUGGUGGAGCAGGCGCUGCAGGUCCUGGUCGUGGUCCUGGAGCCGGAGGCGGGUCCGGCCGCCGGCGCCGCCCUGCGGGCCCUGAGCGCCUCGCCGCCGCCGCCGCCGGAGGAGGAGGAGGAGCCGGAGGCCUCGGGACCGGAGAACCUCUUCGUCAGCUACCUGUCCCGGAUCCACCGGGAGGAGGACCUGGCCUUCGUCCUCCGGGGACUGGCCCGGCUGCUCAACAACCCGCUGGUCCAGACCUACCUGCCCCGGUCCGCCAGGAGGAUCCGGUUCCACCAGGAGCUGCUGGUCCUGUUCUGGAAGCUCUGCGACUUCACAAGGUUCUCUGUUCUGUUUCAGAAGUUCCUCUUCUUCGUCCUGAAGAGCAGCGACGUCCUGGAGGUGCUGGUUCCAAUCCUCUUCUACCUCAACCACGCCCGGGCAGACCAGUCUCGGUUGGGCCUCACACACAUCGGUGUGUUCAUCCUGCUGCUGCUCAGUGGAGAGCGGAACUUCGGCGUCCGUCUCAACAAGCCGUACUCGCUGCGCGUCCCCAUGGACAUUCCUGUCUUCACCGGGACACACGCCGACCUGCUGAUCGUGAUCUUCCACAAGCUGAUCACCGGCGGACACCAGCGCCUACAGCCGCUGUUCGACUGUCUGCUGACGGUGGUGGUGAACAUCUCUCCCUACCUGAAGAGCCUGUCCAUGGUGGCGGCCACCAAGCUGCUGCAGCUGCUGGAGGCGUUCUCCGCCCCCUGGUUCCUGUUCUCCUCGGCCCAGAACCACCACCUGGUCUUCUUCCUGCUGGAGGUCUUCAACAACAUCAUCCAGUACCAGUUCGACGGGAACUCCAACCUGGUCUACGCCAUCAUCCGGAAGAGGGCCCUGUUCCACCAGCUGGCCAACCUGGCGUCCGACGCCGCCUCCAUCCACAGGGCCCUGCUGAGGAGGAGGAGGAGGUCCGGGGUCUCCGGGAAGACCUCCGGGGACAGCCGGUCCAUGGAGGGCUCCAGACCGGCCGUCCCCGCAGAGCCCGGAACCCUCAAAGCCAGUUUAGAGGCCACUCCAGGACUGGAUAAGAUCACGGAGAAGUCUCAGGUGAGCGUGGACGGGACGAUGGUCUCCGUCCCUCAUCCGGACCCUCAGACGUCCGUUGGGACCGGGGCCACGGCUGGAGUCAGCGACACCGAGUCCAACUCGGAGAGAGACCCAGAGGUGGACCACACCGAGUCCGAGGCGGCCAGGAGUCGUCCGUCCAGCGUCUCGUCCACGGCGGACUGGAGUCCCACUACGGACUGGGUGUUGUCGUGGAAAGCCAAACUGCCUCUCCAGACCAUCAUGAGGCUCCUGCAGGUCCUGGUCCCUCAGGUGGAGAAGAUCUGCAUUGAUAAAGGACUGACGGACGAGUCUGAAAUCCUCAAGUUCCUGCAGCACGGCACCCUGGUGGGCCUGCUGCCGGUCCCCCACCCCAUCCUCAUCAGGAAGUACCAGCCCAACGCCAGCACCGCCUUCUGGUUCCGCACCUACAUGUGGGGCGUCAUCUACCUGCGCAACCUGGAUCCUCCCAUCUGGUACGACACCGACAUCCGACUCUUUGAGAUCCAGAGGAUUUAGAGGAGCGGGUGGUGUCCUCCACCCUCCUCCUCCUCCACCCUCCUCCUCCUCCACCGUCCUCCUCCUCCACCCUCCUCCUCCUCCACCGUCCUCCUCCUCCUCCACCCUCCUCCUCCUCCACCC